Cuscuta campestris is the source of this 2500-nucleotide messenger RNA. The record is from the annotation of a GenBank genome assembly. Lineage: Eukaryota; Viridiplantae; Streptophyta; Magnoliopsida; Solanales; Convolvulaceae.
CGUAAUCCUAUCUGAAUCAAAAGAAAAUUGUCUUAUUGAUAAAAAAUAUCUCUACAUCCCUCUGGUUCUUCUGUCAAAUCAAACGAGAAAGCUGCAGCAAGUCAGCAACUAUGGCUUCCCUCCGCUUCCCAUUCUUCUUUCCUAAGCCACCGAAUCAACCCUCCACUUGCUCUUCCCGCCCCUUCUCUAACACCGCAGUCGCGUCUUCCGCUGCCGUUGCUGCCGGCGGAAUCCUUGCAAUCGCGCAGAUCACAAGCAAGCACCACCCACUGAAUUUCCUGCUCUCAAACUUCUCACCCGAGAAGAAUCACUUCCACCCGUUAUGGGGUUCCCUUUCUCUCUCCGGCAGCUCGGCCCCUGUGACGGAAUCGAGGACCGGUAUGUCAUUCCCGGCCGUUCUGAAAUACUCUCAGCGACUUCUAGGGAUCGGGUUGAGAAAGAAGUCCAUUUUGGGAUUAAAGAACAUCGAUGUCUAUGCUUUUGGCGUGUAUGCCAAUGAAGCUGAUGUGCAGAGCUUUCUCAAAGAAAAAAAUGAGACGCUUUUUGGUUCUCAGUCACAGGCAAAGGAGCUGAAGGGUGAACUAAUGGACAAUGAUAUACGCACCACCAUUAGGCUGCAGAUAAUGUAUGGAAGGCUAAGCAUUCGGUCCGUGCGCAGUGCUUUUGAAGAGUCUGUUGGAAGCAGACUACAAAGGUUUGGCGGAUCAGAUAACAAAGAAUUGCUUCAAAGAUUCACUUCCCAGUUCAGUGAUGAAAUCAAGAUACCUCGUGGAGCUGUCAUAGAACUCUCAAGGGAGCCUGGCUUUGUACUUCAGACCACAAUUAAUGGAAAGGAAGUGGGAAGCAUACAGAGCAAAGCAUUGUGUCGAUCGAUUUUAGACCUGUACAUCGGUGAUGAACCAUUCGAUAAAAAGGCCAGAGAGGAUGUUGAACUCAAUCUGGCUUCACUUCUUCAAAAGUAGUGCGACAUUUACCGAGGAGCUUGUGUGGGGGUAAACUUCUUCUUUUCUUUUUCAAAUAUAUUUGUCAAGACUUUUGUUGGCAUUUACUACAAUGAUAAUGACAUACCAAUAGAGUUUGUGCAAAUCUAUUUUCGUUUCGGUGGACACUAGAUUCACCCAUUGUGCGUGCACUAUAAGAAUUUCAUCCAAAAUAUGAAAAAAUAAGAACUUUGUUGAAUAAAUGUCUAACACUGAAUAAUAAAAUUUGAAGUAUAAAUUUAAAGUGAUAUAUACUCUGUACCUAUUUCGCUUAAUGAAAAGUGCAUAGAAGUGCUUUAAAAAUAUAUAUACUUAAACUAUCUUCAAUAGAGGAACCAUUAGUUUUAGUUCAGAAAGAAUUAGACAUGAUUAUGAACAUCUACGAGUAUUGUGAAGAAAAGCACACUGUACAAAAAAUAUAAAAUUCCAUCAUAACAUUACAAGAUAAGACCACGGGUGAUUGUUUCAAAAAGUAUAUACUCUGGCAAAUAUAAGAUCUCUUCAUAGAAAACGUACAAUUAUUUUGAAUCCUCUCAUUUUGGACUUCGCUAUACACUGAAGUAAAACUUUUAAGAGUAAAGAAAUUCAAGACCAGAGUAAAAAAUAGGAUAAUGAGGGAGGAAAAAAUUGCAAUACAAUGAGUGAGAGUGACCCACUUAUUAGGGAGUCAUUUGGUUCACAAUGAUAGUCUUUUACCAAAGCUUGAAAGUAGAUGAGUAGCACACACAUGCAUACAUAACAGGCCUACCUAUUUUCUAACAGUUUCUUACCCAAAAAUACUACAAUGGAAGAUUAAGCAAAAUAGUAAUAAGAAACUUAGACAAAUGAUCUAAACAAAUUAAACGUCAAUGAGCUAAAGCAUACCCAUCAAAACCUUUUAUUUAAAAAAGUGUUAGUGAUAAAGCAAAAGAUAAUACAACCCAAAGGCUAUAGAGCUCAAGUCCAAGUAAAUGCCAAAGAAACUAACUAAUGCCUAAAGAAACUAACUAAUGCCUAAAAAAAGUCAUAGCUCAUAAAAAGAGGAAAACGCCCUGCUUCCCUACACCAAAGAACAAACAGACAAGAAAAAACCGUAGGGGCGUAGGGUGCAGAUGCUCCAAGACCCUGCCAAAUGACACCCACUUAAAAGUUUCAAUAAAUACCCUGCCAGCACAAAUAACGCAAAAACCAUUCAUGCAAGAGAAUCCAAAAACGGGACUUGCAGUCCAUACAGUCCGAUUAUACCUUCUCCAAAACACAGAGGCCAAUGACAUAAUGCCUAAGAAACUCUGAAGAUAAUGUAUGGAAGGCUAAGCAUUCGGUCUGUGCGCAAUGCUUUUGAAGAGUCUGUUGGAAGCAGACUACCAAGGUUUAGCGGAUUGAAUAACAAAGAAUUGCUUCAAAGGUAUGCUUUUUGCAAUUUUGCAUUCCAUAUUUCCAUUGCUGCAAUGCUUUGAGGAAUGGCAUUUUCUUUAUAUCGACUUAUAUGAAUGGCCGACCUGAUGAUGCAUUGGAUUGAGUAAGAAAAUAAACUUCCGUCU